CAAGGCGUGGAGCUGGAUGAACACAGCAGGUCAGGCAGCAUCAGAGGAGCCGGAAGGCUGACGUUUCAUUCCUCCUCCAGGGCGGGGGACCGGAAUGGUCUGGGUGUACACGUGCCCCCACUUCUCAUCUGGGCGGUCCGCAGUGAUUUCUGGGAUUGUAGGGGGUGGAGUCUUCACCCCGGUCCUAGAGUCACGUGUCCUUCCCCUUCCCCCGGAAGGUUGCGUUGCGGUUUGUGGGCGGGGUCGUCGCGUGACCUCGUUCCCCCUGUCCGUGGGGGCAGGGGUUUCCAUGGAGACGCCGCGGUGCGGGCCGUUGCGUGGGUUCGGGAGUGACGUCUUGCAGCUCCAGGGGUGCCGACGCAGUCGGUGGGCGGAGUCUUGUCUUAGCCCCGCCCCUUCCGUAACCGGGCGGUCUCUGUUUGCGAGAGGCCGUGUUGUUAAGGGCGUAACCCUUAUUUUCUGAGCGGCCUUCGUGGGGGUCUGGUUUUUGGUGGGAGGGGGGAGACCACUUGACGCUCCACCUCUGCGGUGUGCAUUAGGACGGGAACCACGUGACCCCAUGUACCGGGGCCAUCUUCAAUGGGACGGGAAGGGGGUGCCACGUGACCCCUAUACCCUCGAGCGGUCUCCCUGGGGACGGCCUGACAGGGCUGGUACCGGAGUAUCAUGUGACCCCUUUACCAGGUGCGUCUCGAUGGGGCGGGUACUGGCGUAUCACGUGACCCUUUUACCUGGGUUGUCUCCCUGGGGACGGACUGAGAGGGCGGGUCCCGGGGUAUCACGUGACCCAUCCACCUGGGUGUGUCUCCGUGGGGGCGGCCUGGCGGGGGCGGGGCUGAGAACCACGUGAUCCGUUACCUGGGAUGUCUCCAUGGGGACGGCCUGACGGGGGUGGGGCUGAGAAUCACGUGACCGAUACCUGUCGGGCCCCGGGAGGCUCCAGGUGAGUCCUUAGGCCCCGCUUCCCGGAUCUUGUGUCGCUCUGUCCCCUUGGUCCUGCUGCUAUGGCCUCGGGUACUUCCGGAUCGGCCUAUUCCCAAUCCCAAUCCCAAUCCCGUGCCCAUUCCCAUGCUCCCGCGGGCUCCGGUGCCCACCACCCGGCCGCCCUCAGCUCUUCCGCCUCCAAGACCAAGACCAAGAAGAAGCAUUUCGUGUCGCAGAAGGUGUCGGUUUUCAGGGCCGGGAGCCCCCUGGUCAGCGUCUUCAUGUGGGGGGUCAACCACUCGAUCAACGAACUCAACCAUGUCCCGGUGCCAGUGAUGCUCCUGCCUGAUGACUUCAAGGCCAACAGCAAAAUCAAGGUCAUUAAUCACCUCUUCAACAAGGAGAAUCUGCCCAGUAACUUCAAGUUCAAGGAGUACUGCCCCCAGGUCUUCAGGAACCUCCGGGAAAGAUUCAACAUUGAUGACCAGGAUUAUCUGGCGUCAAUGACCCGUAGUGCCCCGUACAGUGAGAACGAGGUGCGGAACACUGUGCUGUUCCUGAGCAGCUACGACAAGAAAUACGUGAUAAAGCAGAUCUCCAGCGAAGACGUGGCAGAAAUGCACAGCUUUCUCUCGGACUACCACGAGCACGUUGUGAACUGCCAUGGGAACAUUGUCCUGCCCCAUUUCCUGGCGAUGUACCGGCUCACUGUUGACGGUGAGGACACCUACAUCCUCGUGAUGCGCAACGUCUUCAGCUACAUGCUCACCGUCCACAGGAAGUACGACCUGAAGGUGAGCGAGCGACCUCAGCCCCCACACACUCUCCCUGAUCGACUCUGUGCGAUCAUGCCCCGCCAAUCCAUCUCCCCAUGCCUUCCGACCAUGAGUGCUGAGCCUCGGGCAAUGUGUCUGGGUGUGAUCAUAGUCUCUCUGCCUUUAGAUAACAAGGUGUAG
This is a messenger RNA of Rhincodon typus (whale shark), 1880 nucleotides long. Its product is annotated as phosphatidylinositol 5-phosphate 4-kinase type-2 gamma-like. Bases 1005 to 1880 code for a protein of 291 amino acids. The transcript has 5 exons. The record is from RefSeq and is a predicted model, not a curated record. Gene Ontology annotation, molecular function: phosphatidylinositol kinase activity. Gene Ontology annotation, biological process: phosphatidylinositol metabolic process. NCBI's taxonomy places the organism in Eukaryota, Metazoa, Chordata, Chondrichthyes, Orectolobiformes, Rhincodontidae.